GCACGCAGGACGUUCCUGAGGAUUACCCGUCAUGCCCCGCGGGUGAAGAUGGCGACAGCUGAGCGGAGCCGCAGAUCAACUUUCUCCUCCCGGUUCUGAGCGCUUCUCAUCCCGCAAACCGCAGCGUGUCCGGCCGCCGCUUCUCCGGCUGCCGCCCGCUCCCGUCGCCUCGUCCCUCGGAUCAUCUGCGACCGGAUGUGAUCGCUGCUGCCCGGCCUCCUCCCUCCCUGCCGCCGGAGCUCCGGGUAAACUUUCCUGUCGUCUCCGGGUGCUGGUGGAGAUUAGCCGAGCCGAGCUAACUGCAGGUGGUCUGAGGUUCACAUGCCCACGGGAGAAAGAGGAGGAGGAAAUGGACUGAAUGUGAGAGGGCACAGCAGAGAGGAUGGAGAGCAUAGUGUACUGAUGUACAAGGACUGACAAAUCAACAGGAAGUAAAGAAACUAAGAAGCAGGAUCCAGGAUCCAGGAUGACGAGCGCAGCCCCUGCCAGGAAGCCGUAUCGUAAGGCUCCACCACAGCACCGCGAGACCCGCCAUACCAUGCCCGUCGCUCCACCCCCACCUGUGCCGCAGCCCGACAUCAAUCAGGAGGCGUUAACAGAUGCUGACAGGAUCAGAAUCCUCCAACAGCAGAAUGAGGACCUGCGGCACCGCCUUUCUCUCUCCACCCACAAGAUGGAGGCCAUGGAGGCGGAGUUUGAUGGCAACCGUCAUUACAUGGAGGCGGAGCUAAGCCGGACCAGAGACGACUUGGAUAAGAUGAGGGACAAGUUCCGCAGACUCCAGAACAGCUACACAGCGUCUCAGAGAACCAAUCAGGACCUGGAGGAGAAGCUUCACGCUCUGGCUGCCAUCAGUCAGACAUGGGUUCAUGCACUGCGGAAGGUGGAGAGGGACAAAAAGACGAUGGACCAGGAGAUUGUGGAGCUCACCAACAAACUGCUGGACGCCAAGAACACAAUCGACCGACUGGAGGAGCUCAACUGUCUCUCUCCUCAGGAGCGAUAUCGACACGACUGUAAUUUGGCCGUUCAGCUGCUCAAGUGCAACAAGUCGCAUUUCAGGAACCACAAGUUCGCUGAUCUGCCCUCUGAGCUUCAGGACAUGUUGAACAAACACAUGAAGACUCUGUCGGGGGGGGCCUCGGGCCCCCAGGACCCGGACACGCUCAGUUUGACGCCCGCCGACGUCGUGCCGACCUCCGUCAUCGCCCGGGUCCUGGAGAAACCCGAGCCACUAGUCCUGAAUUCUGCCCAAUCAAGCAGCUGCGGGCGACCCGUUGCUGAGGACGUCUUUGUGCAUGUGGACAUGACGGGCCCCGUUGGGGCCGAGGGACGGGGCCGGGACAACGGCGCUGCUCAGGAAGCGUUGCAGCACAACGGGUCCUGUCGCAGUCAGAGCAGUCUGGACGGGCAGUUGGGGGGUGAGGAGGGAGGCGGGGCUCCGUCUUUCGAGAAGCUGAACCCUUACCCGGUGCCGCCACACCCCCACCCCCUGUACCCCGGCCGCAAGGUCAUCGAGUUCACCUCAGACGAUAAAGUAAAGAUUCCCAAAAACUCGCCACUUCCCAACUGCACCUACGCCACAAGGCAGGCCAUCUCCCUGAGCCUCGUCCAAAACGAUGACGAGCGUUUGGCCCCCAGCAGCCCAGCCCCUUCCUCGUCCUUGGCUGGGGGGGGUGGAGCCAACCAGCACACGCCACCUUCACAGCGGGAUGUCGCCAGCGAGCCUCUAUCCAGCCAGUCUAGCCCCUUCAGCAGCCCACCACAGGCGCUCAGCGUGAUGGCGAGCUCUGGCAGCUCGGAGGAGGAUCUUCUGUCCAACUGGCAGAGGAUGUUUGUGGAGAAGAUGGCGCCGACGUGCGACAACUCUCUGGUCCACCGUACGUCGUUCAGCAGUCAGAUGGCUAAGGAGCUGCAGAGGAGGAGUCAGGCGGGAGGGGGUGGGGCCUCCUUUGACCACCACAGGACGGCAUACUCAGAUGGCGAGGAAGGAUCAUCGGCGAGGAGCUGGACGCCAAGCCGCGGCUCCAGCCUCGACACCGACACCGACACCGAGCCGCGGCCUGGCAGGAGGGGGCGGUAUGGGGGGGACGGCUCGGUGGAGGAGGGAGAGAGGCUGCUGAUGAACCUGGAGGAUGACGGUGGCAGCGGGGACACUGCGGUCACCGUGGCGUCCAGCCCCGUCAAUGCCCACAGGAAAGAGCUAGAGGAGGAGGAGAGCUCGGCCGAGGAGAGAGACGUCCUCCCCCAUGACCUGCCUGUCAUCUCGCCCCGCGUUCUGGAGUACGACCCCACCCUUGCCAGCACCGGCCCCUCGCACCGGCCACAGAAGAGUCCGAAGAGGAUGGGCGUCCACCACCUGCACCGCAAAGACAGCCUGACUCGAGCCCAGGAGCAAGGCACACUGCUGGACUGACCCUCGCUCGCCCCUGUUCUCCCUAAGCUGAUGUCUGUCUCCAUGGCAACUGACCUGCCCGUCAUAAGGGUCAUCCAGGAUAUAGCCAUGCAAUGCUGCGGUGUGUGUGCGUGUGAAACAUUGUCCACAUACUUUUGGUCAUGUAUGUAGCCUGAUCAGUUUUUAAACACAUGGUCAUCACAUGUCUGUAUACCUUUCAACCAACUAGCCAAAAGUAUGUGGACAGCAAACUAAUUUAGUUAUAGCAACAACACUUUUACACCAGAAUGUAAGAAAAUUAGGGCUUUCAAACCAUUACAACUAUUAAUCUGAUUAAUCCCAGGGUAGCUGUGAUUAAUCUGAUUAAUCACCAUUUCUAAAUGCCUGAAAAAUCCCCAUUUUUCUCUGUAUAUUGUGGGAACAGAAAGAUAAACGACAGAAGGUGGAUAUAUACACUUAACUUUAGUUUUUUUAUUGCUGACAAGUCCAAAUGAUAGUUAUUAAGAUUGAAAAAUAAAGUAAAAUCAAACUAAAACAUAACACACCUUAAUUAAACUUGGCUGUCUCUUUGCUUUGCCUCUGA
Messenger RNA from Hippoglossus stenolepis (Pacific halibut), 2978 nucleotides. It is a transcript of the gene tjap1, whose product is annotated as tight junction associated protein 1 (peripheral). The transcript is spliced from 11 exons. Gene Ontology annotation, cellular component: trans-Golgi network. The coding region runs from base 467 to 2416 and encodes 649 amino acids. Gene Ontology annotation, biological process: Golgi organization. The record is from RefSeq and is a predicted model, not a curated record. Lineage: Eukaryota; Metazoa; Chordata; Actinopteri; Pleuronectiformes; Pleuronectidae.